GAUGUCAAACAAACGAACAUAACUGGCAGUACUGGUGCACAGUCCUGAGAGGAUGUCUAAUAUUCUGGAAGUUAUAUUUCUUUCUUUGAUACUGAUCCACAAUGGCGAAACUGCCGAUAGGGUAGACAUAGAAAAUCUUUACAAUAACCUGAUACUAGGCGGAACAAUCCCGGAACUUCUUCAGAAUAUCCGACCCUCCGUCCACACCAAAGUAACGGGCUCCCUGAGUCUUCUCUCCAUCAGUGGCUUGGAUGAAAUAUCUGGGACAUUUUCAGUGAUGGUCACCUUAACUUUGCAGUGGAAUGACGACAGACUCACCUGGGAUCCUUUGAAAUACAGGGAUCUCAAAAGCCUGCUUGUCCCUAUAUCAAAGAUAUGGACGCCGUCAAUAAUAAUGAGGAAUUCUGCGACGAAAGUGAAAACUUUGGGCUUGGAAAACAACGUAGUCACUGUUCAUUAUGACGGAAACGUUCAACUAAAUAUCGGAGACUUUUUGGAAACUAUCUGCAGCUUCGAUGUCACACAUUUCCCGUUCGAUCGACAAACCUGUGACUUGCUCUUUAUUCCUUGGAUUUAUUCAAACGAUUCCGUUGGAUUUAAGCAGAGGGCGAAGGACAUUGAUCUGAGUUUAUUCUCUCACAAUGGAAUGUGGGAAAUCAUGGACACUAAAGCAGAAGUGCAGUAUAUCGUACCAUCAUCAGUUCCUCAGCGAGAGGUGUACGCAGAACUCAAAUACUCCAUUGAACUGGAAAGACGAUAUUCGUACUUUGUUCUAACAAUCUUCACCCCAGUAACAAUGCUACUCUUUCUGAAUUCCGCCGUUUUCAUUUUACCUAUAGAAAGCGGUGAACGUAUAGGGUACUCAAUCACGUGUCUGCUGUCAUUGGCCGUGUUUUUGACCUUGACCUCGGAAGUGUUACCAAAGACGUCAGAUCCGUUGUCCAUGCUAUCUUGUUUUCUCAUGCUUCUGGUGAUGACUUCCGCCGGAAUCUGUCUGCUGACGAUCAUAACCGUUUGGUUGCAUUACAAAGAUGACAAAUCUCCAAUGCCGAUGUAUCUGAAAAAAUUCACCUAUUGCUUGUUGUGUAGAGGGCGCAAAACCCGGGUCGCGAAUGAUAAUAGAAAAAGUUCCGUAUGUAGAGAAACACCCGUUGAAAAUAUAAGUGAAGACUCUAAAAUCAAAGUAUCGAAAAAGUCCCGAUUUAGCAAAAUAAUUUCUGUGAAGCAUAUCAACGAACCAAACAUCGGUGAUGAUGAUCAUGAGGAUUUUUUCAAGAGCCAAAAUAACGGAAAACAGUAUGCAGAUAUUACAUGGAAGAUGUUUGCUGAACUGUUCAAUUUCUUGAGUCUUGUUUUUACGCUUUGUAUAACUGGAAUUUUGGGUUCUCUGUAUGUGUUGAUUGCAAGAGGAAAUCUCUUUUUUGUAUAGAUCAACAGAUCGAAACAGACAUCCAAGUACGCACAUACCAAUACAAGUAAUUUGAAAAAUUAAAGAACGAACUACAACUGCUGAAAUCCCGGUAUAGACGCAUGUAUUUGCUGCAUGUAUAACUUAAAUAUAUGAAGUAUUUUAUUUUCUGAUAAAAUCAAUUGAAUAAGUAAGAAGUAGCCAUUCUUUGAGUUUUUAAUUAAGAGGUGAUAAAAUUAAAAAAAAAAACAACCAAAAAAAACCCCCGGGUUUUAUGAUAGAUUUGAUCGCGUACCGACCUCACCGAUCACCUCAUAAAACUCAAAGAAGGGUUGCUUAUUCCUUAUACAUGUAUUUAUAAAAAUUUCAGCAAAUGUACGAUUAAAGAAUUAAUUUAUUGACAUUUUUACGAAAUUUCACUUCGUGUAAUUAUGCGAACACUGCUUCAAUGUGUCCCAGCUGUACGUUAUUUGACACAUAUUACACGUAUUUAGUACAUGAGUAGAAAAACUGAAAGGUGUGCAUUU
Messenger RNA from Magallana angulata, 1935 nucleotides. Its product is annotated as acetylcholine receptor subunit beta-type unc-29-like. The coding region runs from base 53 to 1429 and encodes 458 amino acids. Gene Ontology annotation, cellular component: membrane. The record is from RefSeq and is a predicted model, not a curated record. The transcript has a single exon. Gene Ontology annotation, biological process: monoatomic ion transmembrane transport. NCBI's taxonomy places the organism in Eukaryota, Metazoa, Mollusca, Bivalvia, Ostreida, Ostreidae. Gene Ontology annotation, molecular function: extracellular ligand-gated monoatomic ion channel activity; transmembrane signaling receptor activity.